AUGAAUAACAAGCAGAACCGCGGCGCCGACGAGCGCACGCCUUUGGUCAACGGCGGAACCUCGUCGUCGGCCCAAGGCGACACCCUCUCGCGCCACCGCUCCGGCGCCUUCGCCUUCUUCUUUGACUCCAGGCACACGCCCGGCAACAACAGCGACCGUGUUGCCGUCAGGAGCCUCGCCUAUACCUGGCAUGUCACAAAGGUGACCCUCCUCAGCAACUAUGUCAACUUCCUUCUCGUCACCGUCCCAAUCGGCAUUGUGGCCGGCGCCUGCAAAUGGAACUCGACGGCCGUCUUCACCAUCAACUUCUUCGCCAUUAUCCCUCUCGCCGCCGUCCUCUCCUUUGCGACGGAGGAGAUUUCCAUGAAGCUCGGCGAGACCAUGGGAGGACUCCUCAACGCCACCUUUGGCAACGCCGUCGAGUUGAUUGUCAGCAUUGUUGCCCUUAAAGAUGGCCAGAUCGAGGUGGUCCAGUCCUCGAUGCUGGGUUCCAUCCUGUCCAACCUCCUGCUCGUCAUGGGAAUGUGCUUCUUCUUCGGCGGUCUGGUGCAUCGCAGUCAGAACGGAUUGGGCAUCGAACAGAACUUCUCGGCCGCCGUCGCCCAGACUACUUGCUCCCUCAUGACCCUCUCCUCGGCGUCCCUCGUCAUCCCCGCCGCUCUUUACGGCGUCCUCAACCAGCGAGGCUCCAACGAAAAGGACAGCAGCAUUCUUGUCCUCUCGCGAGGCACGGCCAUCAUUCUCCUAGUGCUCUAUGUGCUCUACCUGGUCUUCCAGCUGCGAACUCACAGCAACCUCUUCGAUGCCGAGAGGCAAGCCGCCGAUGACGACGACGAAGAAGAAGAUGAGCCUUGCAUGGGUGCCGUGGCUGCCGCUGUUGUCCUUGUCGUCGUGACCGUCCUCGUCGCCAUCUGCGCCGAUUACCUAGUCGGAAGCAUCGAUGACAUCGUCGAAAGCGCCCACAUCAGCAAAGCCUUUAUCGGUUUGAUCCUCAUUCCCAUUGUGGGCAAUGCUGCCGAGCACGUGACGGCCGUCGUCGUUGCUCUACGCGACAAAAUGGACUUGGCCAUGGGCGUUGCUAUCGGCUCCUCGAUCCAGAUCGCUCUUGGCGUCACCCCCUUCCUGGUCAUUGUUGGCUGGAUUAUCGGACAGGACAUGACGCUUCACUUCGAGACUUUCCAAACAGUCGCCUUCGCGGUGUCGGUGCUGGUCGUAACGUACACUGUCCAAGAUGGCAAGUCCAAUUACCUCGAAGGUGCCAUGCUCCUCGGCCUCUACAUCAUUAUUGCCGUCGCCUUUUUCGCCACACCCACCGGCGUCAUGGACACGGUUACCAGCCUGGUCAAAAACUAG
Molecule: messenger RNA, 1353 nt
Organism: Hirsutella rhossiliensis
Lineage: Eukaryota; Fungi; Ascomycota; Sordariomycetes; Hypocreales; Ophiocordycipitaceae
Product: sodium/calcium exchanger protein
Exons: 5
Coding region: 1-1353 (450 amino acids)
Biological process (GO): calcium ion transmembrane transport; intracellular calcium ion homeostasis
Cellular component (GO): fungal-type vacuole membrane
Molecular function (GO): calcium:proton antiporter activity
Source: RefSeq, a predicted model, not a curated record